Ctenopharyngodon idella (grass carp) is the source of this 1886-nucleotide messenger RNA. RefSeq names its product dehydrogenase/reductase (SDR family) member 7Cb (gene dhrs7cb). Gene Ontology annotation, molecular function: all-trans-retinol dehydrogenase (NAD+) activity. Gene Ontology annotation, biological process: regulation of release of sequestered calcium ion into cytosol by sarcoplasmic reticulum. Bases 171 to 1115 code for a protein of 314 amino acids. The transcript is spliced from 7 exons. The record is from RefSeq and is a predicted model, not a curated record. NCBI's taxonomy places the organism in Eukaryota, Metazoa, Chordata, Actinopteri, Cypriniformes, Xenocyprididae. Gene Ontology annotation, cellular component: sarcoplasmic reticulum membrane.
CAGUUCUAUUCUCAACACUCGGGUCUCUCGGCCAUGUGCUAUUAAAAGCCCAUGAUCAUCCGGACGAGUUUCCCUGGCUGCGUCCGAAUGAACGGAGACGACAGGCUUCAAUCUGCUUAAACAACAGACAUUUCCACUGAAGUCUGGCUUAACUCUUUACACACACUAAGAUGGGUGUCCCGUCUGUAAUGGUGCUGCCCCUGCUGAUCGUGGUUUUCGCUGGGGUUUACUACGUUUACAAUGAGGUCAUGCGCUUCAUGUCCAAGUCCAUGGUGCGGAACAAGGUGGUGGUGAUCACAGACGCCGUGUCCGGAAUGGGAAGUGAGUGUGCCAGACUGUUUCAUGACGGCGGGGCGAGGCUGGUUCUGUGCGGGCCCAGCUGGGACAAGCUUGAAUCUCUGUACGAUUCUCUGUGCAGUGGAUCGGACCCCAGUAAAACUUUCACACCCAAGCUGGUGCUGCUGGACUUCAGUGAUAUGGAGAACCUCUCGGACGCGGUCACAGAGAUUGUCGAGUGCUACGGCUGUGUGGAUGUGCUGGUUUGCAACAGCAGCAUGAAGGUCAAAGCGCCGGUGCAGAAUCUUUCCCUGGAGAUGGACAAAACAGUCAUGGAUGUCAACUACUUCGGGCCCAUCACGCUGGCCAAAGGUGUCCUGCCAUUAAUGAUCACUAGACGGACAGGUCAAUUUGUGUUGGUCAACAGCAUCCAAGGGAAACUGGCUCUUCCAUUCCGAACCUGCUAUGCUGCCUCCAAACAUGCGGUGCAGGCCUUCUUUGACUGUCUGAGAGCGGAGGUGGAGGAGUAUGGGAUCUCCGUCAGCACCAUCAGCCACACCUUCAUUAAUGCGGUUGCACAAGACGCCACGCCCUCCAAAGCCCCGCCCACCAACCCCCUCUGGGCCUACAUCUCCAGCAUGCUGAACACUCACGGCGUGAGUCCCGACAGUCUGGCCCAUGAGAUCGUGAGAACGGUGAACAGGCAGAACCGAGAGGUGCUGCUCGCCCACCCCGUCCCGUGGAUUGCCCUCUACAUCCGCGCGCUGCUGCCCAGCUGCUUCUUCGCCGUGGUGGCCGCUGGAGUGAAGGACGGAGCCAUGACCGAGCAGCUGAAAUAGACAGAGAAGUCAAUGAAAGAGUGUCCUCGACAGGGAGGAUCUUCUCAUGUUAAAAUAAAUAAAGCAAGGCACUACAGGUGAAUAGGGUAAAGAUUUAAAUAAUAGAUCUCACCAAAUACUUCCACAGGUGAUUAAACACAGACAAGUGUUCUGUAUCACAAGUUUCUGUAAAUGAUAUGUUUAAAUAUGCAAAUAGGGUAGUAUCUAAUUAUAUAUGCACUCAUUUGCAUUCAUUUCCAGAACAGAAAUCUGAACACUGGAAAAAAGCUUUUUUGAUUUUGUCAACAUAUGUUUUUCUCUUUUUAUCACUGUCAAAACACGUCAAAAACUGCAUUUUCACCAUGUUUCAGGAGUAAAAUGUUAAAUAAAUCAGGCAAAAGAUGUAUGAACAAACCUUCAGAAUAUAGAUAUGAAUAAAACUGUAAAGUUUGUGUGAAGCUGCUGAAGUGGAGAUUUUUGAUUCCUUUAAAGAUUGAAAUCUACAGACGGAAAGAGAUAAAGUGCAAGAAAAGAAACGUGCACUUAAAUGUGCAUUUUGGAUGUUUAAUUUCCACUCCUCUGAAAGAAGAUGUAACGGAAGACCUCAAAACUGUUUUGAUUAUAGUGUCUCGCCUUAAAAAGCUUUUAUUUUUGGUUUAUUUUUUUUUAAGUUCUGUUUCGGAAUGAGAUUAUUUUUUAAUCUGGGCAUUUAAUGCAACAUUCUUCCCUUAAAAUGAUCUUUAAUCAAAAUACAGAUUUAAACAAUAAAGCUUGUGCUGUGACUCCUUUGAA